Klebsormidium nitens is the source of this 1505-nucleotide messenger RNA. The record is from the annotation of a GenBank genome assembly. Lineage: Eukaryota; Viridiplantae; Streptophyta; Klebsormidiophyceae; Klebsormidiales; Klebsormidiaceae.
UGCAAGCACUCUUGACUUGAAUUUCGGUCAACAGUUGGACACUUCUAGUAAGAUCCGUGGAUGCAAUCCUGAGGCGGUAGCACGCCGCAAAGCUGGCCUUGACAGACGAGUUGACUCAUCCCGUUCCACUCUUCUAGAUGUACAGCGCUUCUACUGCAUGAAUACGUUUGGCAACAACGGCUGAAUUGACUUGCUAUCCUGGGAAUCUGCAACUUGGCUGAGCUCUCACUGCGUGAGCCGUUCCCAUUACAAUCAAGACUUGUUGAGUCGUCUCAGCGCAGACCAGCAGACCAGUCAGUGAUUGUGACUGGCAAUAUCCGGAGGACUCACUAUAUAUACCCGGUCCCUGGCUUCUCAUUUUCCAACACUUCAGAGCCAGACUUGAUCCUUCGCCUCGCCACUGUCUCCUAAACUGCUCAUCCUUCCGAAAGUACGCAACAUCAACCCUGCCCUCCCAAGCCCCCACGUCUUCUCAAGCUCCCACAGCCUGCAACCAUCUCUUUUAAAAGGGCCUCAAUAUUCAACGUCAGCUCUACGUCACAAUGGCUGGUGCCAUGAAGCUCGCUGCCGCCCCCGCAAUUGCGGCUCUCGUCCUGCUGAUGGCCUCCGGGUUUGCAGCAGCCGUCCCUGACUCAACUCUGUGCCCCUUCGAGCUGGGGUACAACCCCAACUUCAACGCGGAUGGGAGCGCGCUGUUUUGCACCAAAGGCCAGGAGACGUUCCAGGUGGACGAGGCCGGCAUCCUCGCGCGCUCCCUGCGCGGCAUCGGCAACAGCCUCCGGUCGCUGUUGGGCGGAAUUGCGGACGGCGACGCGACGGUCUUCGGACGCUUUGUGGAGCCGGCCGCGUCCAUUGCGCUCCAGGACGGUCCGCACCCCAUCUCGGACACGGCGGCAAUCGCGCAGUUCGUUGCGGACGUCCUGGUGUUCCCCGCUGGGGCGGACAAGUCUGCCCUCUUCCAGAUCUCCCAGUACCACUUUUUGGACAACAACGACCCCCGCGUGGCGAGCGUGCACAUCACGGUGUACACCGCAAAGUACACUCUGAACGCUGACUCGAUCUGGCGCUUCAACCUCGUCAACGGCGCGCGCGUCUGGCAGCUGCAGCAGACUUCCAACCUGGUCCUCGUGCCAGUCUAAACCACCCUGUUUAGACUAAACUACCCAAAAUAGUUGACAUAAUCCUGGUUAGUCGAAGCGGCACGCGAGCUUGCUGGGUGAAGGAACACGUGGCGGAGACAAGGGGGAACGCCUUGGCAGCGCUUUUGAAUCAUUGUUUUGCAGAGAGGCACUUGAUUUCGAGGAGCUUUUCUUAGGAAGCAGGAAUAGUCAUGAAGUAAUCACUUUGUGCUGUUUACAGAUAGAAUUCGUAUUCUAGAUCUGGAGGCUUUCGGCUCUAAUAACUCCAGGGGCGCCCGGAGUUCAAACACGAUUCCCCAUACUAGACAAUUUUGAUGUUUCAGUGGAAGAGGGCUUAUAUAUCCUUAUCAACGCCAUCAUCUAGUG